Messenger RNA from Dicrocoelium dendriticum, 1218 nucleotides. The record is from the annotation of a GenBank genome assembly. Lineage: Eukaryota; Metazoa; Platyhelminthes; Trematoda; Plagiorchiida; Dicrocoeliidae.
GCUUGGGGCGAGCUGGCGUAUUUUUGACGGUGUAUAGAAACCCAGAAAGCUUUAACUAUGACCACUGUACAAUACUCUCGGAUUUUAUGCUGUAAGUGUGGAGUUUCUAUGGAAUCCAAUGAAGCGAACAUUUGUGUUGCUUGCUUAUCCGCUGAGGUCGACAUUGCAAAGCAUAUUCAGAGACAGAACACAAUCAUAUUCUGUACCAAAUGUGAAAGGUAUCUCAACCCGCCAUCGCAGUGGGUUUCAGCUGACCCGGAAUCUCCUGAACUUCUUUCUAUGUGUAUUAAACGUGUACGUGGUUUGUCUAAGGGAUUGAACGUUCGUGGAGCCAAAUUCAUCUGGACUGAACCUCAUAGCAGACGUAUUAACAUUGAAGUCACUGUUCACGGGGAACUUCCCACAGGCGAUUUGGUGGAACAAGAAAUUCCCUUAGAGUUUAUCGUGCAUCCCCAGCAAUGCUCGGAUUGUGCUAGAUCGGCUGCAAAAGACUACUGGUCCGCGUGUGUUCAGUUGAGACAACGCAGUGAACACAGGAGAACAUUGUUUCAUCUGGAACAAAUCAUUCAUCGUUGCAAUGCGCACAAGGAGUGCACCAAUGUAAAGCAAGUGCACGAGGGGCUCGAUUUUUACUUCAGCACGCGAUCACAGGCUGUUUCUUUCAUGAAUUUUGUAUGCAAACGCGCCCCAUGUCGCACCCAGACUUCUCAACAUUUGAAAUCCCACGAUGUACACAACAACACGUAUAAUUACAAAUUUACCUUCUCAGUCGAAGUCGCCAGUGUCUGUAAGAAUGAUAUUGUUUGCCUCUCCAAGGCACAAUCCCAACGCCUCGGUGGUAUCGGCCCGAUUUGCAUAGUAACGAAAGUUUCGGAAGCCAUUCACCUGAUCGAUCCAGUUACUUGCCAAGGUAUUCCUCGAAUGCUUGUCUCUUUUUGCAAAGCUUUUAACCAUGGCAUGUUCCAUCUUUUCAUCCAUCAAUUGAAGCACCCAAACUUGAUCAAUCUUAUCGAGGUGUUCAAGCGAAAGCGCCGGCUCCACUUGGUGUUCCAGUACGUUGAUCAUACGCUUCUACAAGAGCUGGAACAGAACCCAAAAGGAACCACAUCAAAUCCGUUACUUAUGAAAGGGAUCGAUCAUCGUAUGCGUCAACUGUACAGGCGCACCUGCUUUUGCGGUAUAGCCAUGGGAGCGAAACCUGUCGAUGCAUUGAGGUAA